This is a messenger RNA of Austrofundulus limnaeus, 1537 nucleotides long. RefSeq names its product class A basic helix-loop-helix protein 9. The record is from RefSeq and is a predicted model, not a curated record. Gene Ontology annotation, molecular function: E-box binding; protein dimerization activity; DNA-binding transcription factor activity. Gene Ontology annotation, cellular component: nucleus. Lineage: Eukaryota; Metazoa; Chordata; Actinopteri; Cyprinodontiformes; Rivulidae. The transcript has a single exon. Gene Ontology annotation, biological process: positive regulation of transcription by RNA polymerase II; axon development; sensory organ development. Bases 334 to 1179 code for a protein of 281 amino acids.
GGAGGAGGUGACAUUGCCAUUUGCCUUCAGGCCACCCAUAAAUCUGGAAUGGGAGAGAGUGCUCACAAGUGAUAGUACCAUGUGACUUCAUGAUGUUUAAAAAGCAGACAAACCUGCCUUGUUGAGGUACAAGUAACCACAGUGCACCAAAGGAGUCAGAGGAAGAGACUGGGCUGUUGGAGCAGCAGCAAACACGGCAGCCCCAAAAGAAAAAAAGCCAAGAGAGGGGGUAAAGGAGACUACCAGGCACCGUGCAGACAACUUCUCAUAAACUUUUCAUCGCUUCAGCUGCGAACUAGCCGUAAGACUUUGCUUUAACUUGUUAUUAUUGACAUGAUGAGUUGCAGCAGRGUUGCUGGUUCAGAGAUUUCUGAGGACGAGUUUGAGCUUGGCAUGCUGGGGCACGGUGAUGAUGAGGAAAGUUCCAAGCCAUCUUUCCACGACAGUGAAAGUUUAACAAACAGCCCCAAUGACUCAGAAGAAGGCCAGACCAAGAAGCGAAAUCGUCCUGUUCGCUCAAAAGCUCGAAGAAUGGCUGCUAACGUGCGUGAGCGAAAGCGCAUAAUGGACUACAACCAAGCCUUUAACGCCCUUCGUGUUACCUUGAACCAUGACAUGAGUGGCAAAAGACUGUCUAAGAUAGCCACACUUCAAAGGGCCAUCAGUCACAUCUCUGCUUUGUCUGUUUUCCUGAAUUUGAAUCCUCCUAACAAGCCGUGCACUCACCGGGAGUGCCACAGGUCAUCUGUAGGGCCAGCUGUGAUGAGAGCGUCUCGACAUGAACAGACUAGGGUUGCAGUUCCUCACCUGGAUCAUCAGAUUUAUGUCCCCUGGCAUGCAUCCAUCUCUCAACAGAUGCAGCCUCAGCACGGGUCCCGCACGCACCAUUUGUUCACGGACCAACAUGUUUGCAUGGACAACAACACGUUAUUGCGRCCACCGUCGUCACACUACUCUUGUUGUCCCGGUGAGCAACACUUUUAUGCUUCACAAGGACACUGCAGCAGCCCUGAUGAUCACCUGCUCAGUCCYCUACAAUAUGCUCAGAUGGGCAAGGAGUUGGGCUACAAAGCAGGGAUGUGGGCGUCCUGUGCUCAGGGAUAUAAGGACAACUUUGUGGAACCAGCUUCUGCUCUUGAGAUUCCCUGGCAAAUGGCGGAGCACAGCAUUGCUCUAUGARCUGAUGUACUGUACGGUGUUAAAACCAACCGUGAUGAACCCUGAAGACCAAACAACAGCAACAGACUGUCAGAGUGAAAACUGAUAAGGUUUUACGACAUUACCAUAACUCAGAACUAAACAGUAAAACUAUAGAUGUAAAGAUGGGUGAGUUGUUUUACCUCUAAAAUAUUGGUUCUCUGGCCAGCUGGACAUUGAAUAUAUGGAAAAUAGUAUUCUGACCCUGUAUUUCCUCAUGUUAUUUUUUGUUUCUAAUAUUAAAAAAUACAAGACCGUCUUCUCAGAACAUGUUGUUUUCUUGAUCUUUGAUCYAAUUUGUUUGUGAAACAAAUGAGAAUUAAAAUGAGAAACCGUUUGA